Molecule: messenger RNA, 6604 nt
Organism: Eriocheir sinensis (Chinese mitten crab)
Lineage: Eukaryota; Metazoa; Arthropoda; Malacostraca; Decapoda; Varunidae
Gene: sdt
Exons: 21
Coding region: 110-4801 (1563 amino acids)
Biological process (GO): generation of neurons; establishment or maintenance of polarity of embryonic epithelium; protein localization to plasma membrane
Cellular component (GO): plasma membrane; adherens junction
Molecular function (GO): protein binding
Source: RefSeq, a predicted model, not a curated record
GAGAACAAAAAAACAAAAAAAUAUGUCUGACCAACCCAAGCCGACGAUGAGAACCUAACCAGUGAGUGCGUGCGUGUGUGUGUGUGUGUGUGUGUGUGUGUGUGUACGGAUGGUGGGGAUGAAACAGCUGACGGCCGCCAUGAAGGACCCCACGUAUAUCAACCCCCCCGCACGGACAAGCCCCCUACCAGAUUCCGUCAAAGUGGACUGGAACCCACGAAGUCUAUCCAGCUUCUCAACAUUCGGAGGGGCGCAGGGCUCCCCCCCUCUCACGGGCAUGAACGGGCACGUGAACGGCGCCCUUCACGUCAAUGGCACUAAUGGGCUGGGCGGGGGUGGCGGGGGGGGCGGGGGAGGCGUGUCCGUCAAGGUGAGUGGCGCAAAGACUAACGGGUCGACAGCGAUAGUGACGGUCAACGGUUCGACCCCGCCUGACAUUCUCGAUAGCCCUGAUGUCAUAGCCCACUGCCGGAAGCCCGUAGCCCCGUCCCCAGGCCAAUCCCCAGACCAAAACCACGUGAACAAGCCCAAUGUACCCCAAAACAAGCCCAAUGUCCCGCAGAACAAGCCCACUGUAGCCCAACGGGAGGGGAAAGUCGCCCAAAUGGUACAGCGGGAAGUGAAAACCGCGCAAAUCUCCCAAAAUAAGACCACCCUAGCCCAACACAAGGCGGGGAAGGGACCACAUAAGACCAACAUCACCACGGGGAGUCCUGAGCCGGGGAGACAGACCCCUAAGCCCCUGGGGAUGCCCGUGGCGCCCCCGAGUGUGGAGGGGAUCAUCAGGCCCCGUCACUACCACAGCAAGUCCUUGGUAGGGGAUGAGGCCCCUGCCGAGGCUCCCAUGGCACCUAAACAUGGGCACUCGAGGUCCCUGGUGGAUGCCGGGGAUUUGGUGCCUCCGAAGUCUCCUGAUGGGGCGCCCCUGAAUGAGGUGCACUUGUUUCUGGGCCCCGCUGACCGCCGCUUCGGGUUCUCCGUGGUGGGGGGCAUGGACGAAGGCUUCCCCCCGAGGAUAGACGAGAUAGCGAAAGGCUCCCCGGCGGAUAAGGCGGACCUGGAGGUGGGUGACGAGAUCCUGGAGGUCAACGGCAAAAGUCUGGAGGACGCCACGCACACGGAGGUCAUCUCACACAUACACCAGUGCAUAAGAUCAAGAACAAUAUGCCUUCGGGUCAAGAGAAGAACGGGCAACAAGCUAGCCGUCGAUCUCGCGGCGAGCUCCAACGUGCAAGAUGCCUUCGUCAUUGCCGUGGAGCAGCAGGCCAGGGAGCGCCUCGAGCGGCUCUCAGCCCUCAAGAAGAUCAAGCCGGUGGACAUGACCAAGCUCUCCUCGCAGGUAAACUUGGCACAGUUGGAGCCUCACAAGAGUGUAGUGAGUGUGGGCGGCAGCGGGGGUCAGGCCGGCCAGGGUGGCCGCUCCCCCGCCCUCAGCGCCUCCGCCGAGCAGCGGGACGACGUCAACGGCGUGCUCGAGAGCUCGCCCAUCUACGUGACCAGCGUGCCCAACCUGACAUCGGAGCAGCAGCGGCCACUCUCGCGCUCGCGCUCCUCCACGCCCAACCGCGCGUCCCCCAGCCCGCGGCGCACCCACUCCGCGCGCGGCCCCCGGGACACCCCUCCCUCCCCCCUCACCCCCAGCCCCCGCAGGGAGGCGCCCACGCUCAAGGCGGCUGAGAGCCCCAGCGGCGAGCGGUCCUCCCGCCGCUCCAGCCGGCGGCGCGGCUCGGCGCGGCUGGCCAACGGCCACCACGGCGCCGAGGCCGAGGCGGAGGCUAACAAGAGCGGCGACGAGCUCGAGCUGACGCAUGACCUCAACGACACGCUCGACGACACGGAGGAGCUCGACCCCGACGAGCCGCUCGACGCCCAGGGAGACCGCACCGAGAGCGACGACAAGGUAGACAGCGAGGGCGCCUGCCUCAGCGAGUCCGGCGAUUCCCUGCCCGGCACGCCCGAGAAGGCCUACGGCAUCACCGCCUCAGACUCCCGACGCUCAUCCUCGCGCGGCAGCCGGCGCGGCCACGCCUCCCCCCGCGAGGCGCAGCUCGACAAGGAGCCCCUGCCGCCGCCGCCGCCGCCACUGGACGCGCGGCCCAAGACGCCCGUGCACGCCGUCAGCAGCGUAGAGAGCCGCGAGAGUACCAGUUCGCGCAAGUCGGGCGGAAGCAGCGGCAGCGGGGAGGUCGGGAGGGGCACGCCGCGCCACAAGGGGGCCGGCGGCAGCACCCCGAGGCACUCCCGCAAGGGCCGCGAGCACCGGGAGCAGCAGCAGCAGCAGCAGCCCACCGUCAUCUCGGCCCCGGAGAUCGGCUACGACAACAUGAUCAGUAUGGUGGAGUUCGACCCCGGCCACCGCGAGAUGGCCGUCGACGUUCCAGACUCCUUCGUGGGCCGCACCAAAACGCCGCCCAGGUACCCUCCACCGAAGCCCCAGGGACAGACCAUCACCCCCAUCCACAACAACAACAACAACAGCAGCAAGGGGAGCAGGAAGGGGGGGUCAUCAGGAACAGCCACCCCCCAGAAUGGCACCCUCCCCAAGCCCACCCCGCCCCCCCGCAUUCCCGACCAGCCCCAGCUCCCCCCUCAGCUCCCCCCCGGCCAGCAGGAGACGCUCAUUCAGCAACCCUCGACGGAAGCUGAGAUGAACAGGAUAAGAAAGUAUGAGGAGGAACUCAAGCUUCGACGGGAACGCGAGGAGCAGGAGGCGAUGCUGCGGACGUCCCUGCGCUCCUCCCAGAAACUCCAGCAGCUGGCCAACAAACCCGUGGCCUCAGGAGUGGUCAACGAGGCCUUCGCGGUGGAGGAGGCGCAGCAGGCGACGGCUUCAGCGGUGGCGGAGGCGGCGACGGCGGAGGAGAUGCCGAGCGGAGCGGAAUCGAAACAAAGCCCCGAGACGCCCAGCAAAGUGAUCGGGAUCAACGAGCUCAUUCAGUCGCUGCAGAGAAUCCAGACGGUCCUCAAGUCGAACGGUCAUCGGAUCAGUGAGGACAUGACCUUGGUUGCCCAGCUCCUGACCAACCCAGAGUUUCAGAAGGUGCUUGCGGUCCACAACAAGGUGCAAGAAACCUGGUGUUUGAACAGACCUCCCACGCCUGUGACGGACAACGCUCAAGAGUUAGUGGCGGAGUGUCUUCAGGAGCUACAGGAGUUUUCCGUACCUGAGGCGGCGGAGCUAAUCGACAUCCUCAACAAAUACUCAAUGGAGGGGCUGCUCCACGUGCACGACAGCAUUGCCGAGCGCGAGCCCCUGCCGGUGGGGAACCUGCCGGAGGAGGAGGUGCUGGACAGGGUCACCAACUACCCCGAGGAGAGUGUCAAGAUCGUGCGGAUUGACAAGACCAAUGAGCCCCUGGGUGCUACAAUCAGGAACGAAGGCGACUCGGUGAUCAUCGGGCGCAUAGUGAAGGGCGGCGCCGCGGAGAAGUCUCGGUUGCUGCACGAGGGAGAUGAGAUCCUGGAGGUCAACGGCAUGGAAGUGAGGGGCAAGUCCGUCAACGAUAUUUGCGACAUGCUUGCAGGCAUGACGGGCACGCUCACCUUCAUCAUCAUUCCCAGCGGCCAGCAGACCACCACACCCGCGCGGCCGCCUCUCUCGCAGACAAUACACGUCAAGGCACACUUUGACUAUGACCCCGAGGAGGAUAUGUACAUACCCUGCAGGGAACUUGGCAUGAGCUUCCAGAAGGGCGAUAUCCUCCACGUCAUAUCCCAGACAGACCCCAACUGGUGGCAGGCGUACAGGGACGGCGAGGAGGACCAGACCCUUGCCGGCCUCAUCCCCUCCAAGUCCUUCCAGCAGCACCGUGAAGCGAUGAGACAAACAGUCGUGGGUGACAACAACAACAAGGAGAAGACCAAAAAGGGCAAGUUGUUAUGUGCCAAGAAACAUCAGAAGAAGAAGAAAAAGAAAAUGCUUUACCCGAACUACAAUGAAGCACGGAGCAACUCACCCCUGCCUAUCACUGGUCUUGGCAACCCCUGUGCUGACAUGUCCGAGGCGAGCAGGGCCGGAGGGUCGCCCGUGAGGAAUAGAGUGUUAACCGUGCGCUUUGCUCUCCCGACCUGCCGCUGUAUGAAAGGCAGUUCGAGGAGGCGGCGCUGCAGUUCCAUGUCUGACCUGGAUGUUGAUUUUGACUCCGAGGAAAUCCUGACCUACGAGGACGUGGCGCUGUAUUACCCACGCGCCAACCGCAAGCGUCCCAUCGUGCUCAUCGGCCCACCUAACAUCGGGCGACACGAGCUCCGGCAGAAGCUGAUGGAGGACAGGGAGAGGUUCGCUGCGGCCAUUCCACACACAUCCCGAACUCGGCGAGAGACAGAGUGUGACGGCCAGGACUACCACUUCAUCUCCCGGACGCAGUUUGAGUCGGACAUUCUGGCGCGCAAGUUUGUGGAGCACGGAGAGUACGAGAAGGCUUACUACGGCACCAGCAUAGCGGCCAUCAGAGCGGUCGUGAACUCCGGCAAGAUAUGCGUCCUGAACCUCCACCCCCUGUCCCUCAAGAUCCUCAAGGGGUCGGACCUGAAGCCCUUCGUGGUGUUCGUGGCUCCGCCCUCGCUGGAGAAGCUGAGGCAGAAGAAGCAGCGGUUAGGGGAGCCCGUCAAGGACGAGGAGUUGAAGGAGACGAUUGAGAAGGCCCGAGAGAUGGAGGAACAGUACGGCCACUAUUUCGACCUCAUCAUCAUCAACCAGGACGUGGACCGUGCCUACCACCAGCUGCUGCACGAGAUCAACAUGCUGGAGCGCGAGCCUCAGUGGGUCCCCGCCGCCUGGCUUGCACACGACCAGCAGUGAUGAGUAUGGUUUGCGGGUACUGUAGUGCGUCUAUGGUGCCAAAUGUUACCCUGUGCUUCCCUACGGCCAAAGGCAGGACAAAACCCUUCUGAGUAACGGCCGAUCAUUCCUACGCUGGCGGUCAAAUGCGAAGGGCCGCCGGCAACUUGGUCUGUACAAUCAUCGCUGUGGCAGAGUGCGUGUGUGCGUCUGUGUUGGCGUAGACCCUGGACUGCCCUCUAGUGGCUGACACAUGGCUGGAAGGAAAAGUCAUGUGUGCAGUGAUGAACAGACCAAUAAAAGGGAGUUUUCUGCGUCUGGCAAGUUUCUUUGAGUUGAGACCUGUGCGCAGCUACUUAAAGGAUGUGUUUCCCGGCACAGUGACUGCAUAACCUCCAAGGCCCGUGUAUGGCAAGUGAGGUGGUGGAUGUGUCCCCUCCCCCCCUUCCCCCCCUGAAAGGUUGUGUUACGCUGCUCACUCCUAACCGUGUACAUUACUAUCAGUUAUAUACUAUGGGAUAUAUAACUACUACUACCACUACCGUUAAGGAGUAACUGUGUGGAAAAGGAUGUAAUGAAGGAGUGAACAGACUCUCGGAGGUGCGGCGAUGACGACUUUUUGACGUCUAACCUUCCCUGACCUGCCCUGCCUGCCUGCCCACCCCACCCGACCCAUUCUGUGUGGACCUCCUAAUUUAGGUAAUGACAUCCAAACCAAAGCUUCAUUUACAAAAGGUGGGAAGUUUAAGGCUCGCUGGAGGGACGGGAUCAUGGACGGCGCGUUUGUCCGACAAUAAGGAAGUUUUGGCAGCAAGAUGGAACUGUUUACAAGUAUUAAGCGGUCCACCUUUUGUUGAGGCGGCUCCUGUGUGUGAUACUAGACCAACUCUAGAAACACGUUCUCUCACCCUGUAAAGAAGACUGUCUUCAACAACCUUUUAUCUACUUGUGUAAUUUUUGUUAAUUAUCAUUUCCAUUAUUAUUAUUAUUACUGUCCUGGGUUGUACAUAAAUGCUUCUCAUUGUGUUUGAACAAAUAUAUAUUCCUUUAUAUCUAUACAUACUGUACCAAGGUUUUUAAUCCCUCAUUACUGACCCGCCCCCAAAGUUUCAAUCCGAGAAUAUAUUGAAGCUCAUGUUUCUUCUAUUUAAUGAAUUCAAUAUCUUAAUGUUCCAUUGAGAAAACCCUUAAUGAAUGUAUUUAACAAAGAUAAUGAUUAUAAGCUGGUUGGAACCAUUGCUCAGUUGAUCUUCUUUCUUUUAAUCAUCAUGGUGUGCAAUAGGAAAAUUCUGGAUACUAAUGAGGUUACGAAAUACUUAUUCCUAAACCGCAUUAUUUCCGAUGAUCCUCAGUAAGUGUCUUUAAUGUAUAUAGAGGUGCCAUAUUACAUCAGAGUUGUCCCAUAUUAUUAUAUACAUAAUGUGAAUCCAUAUAUUUGCAGUGUUAAGCAGCAAUAAAACUUACAAAACCAUUCUCUGUAAAUUCUUCAUUCUUAUACUUUCAUAACAAGUCUCUCCACCUGCCACUCUCUCGCCCAACGAUGUGCCCCGUGUCGGGCUCGUACCGCCACACCGUAAGCACAAGUUUAUGGACGGUCGGCUGUUUGAUGAUGAUUUACAAAGACAUUAUAACGACACUAAAACGUUUUAACCAAAUAUUUCAGUGUUCCCCGACCCUGACCCCUCGCUCCUUUACCUCCCUCCCUCCCCUUUGUGUAACUCCUGUAUAUACUGUUGCAAUCAUCCUAUGUUUAAUUUGUUGUAUGUAGAAACUAUAUGCCUCAUUAAACAAUUAUGAUUCCUAAAAAUAAAUGUGUACACCAGC